Molecule: messenger RNA, 4482 nt
Organism: Volvox carteri f. nagariensis
Lineage: Eukaryota; Viridiplantae; Chlorophyta; Chlorophyceae; Chlamydomonadales; Volvocaceae
Exons: 11
Coding region: 1-4482 (1493 amino acids)
Source: RefSeq, a predicted model, not a curated record
AUGUCCCUAAUCUUACGUUUACACGGAGAACGGGAUGGUUCAUCCUGUGACGUGGCUGAUUACUCACUUGCGGAGCUUCGUUCUGGCGGUUGCGAGUAUUUACGGAGUUUUCUGGACUUCGGAACAUCCGCCAAAGCACCCAAGCGGCCAGAUUGCAGCGACGAGGAGGCAGCCACCAGCGACCCUCCAGCUGUGCUUAACAUACAUACCGGCUCAUGUCGGGCUGCUCUGGCUGCGACUGUGUUGCAUUUCCUGCUCCGGGGUCCCGAAGCGGCCCCCCUGGAGGUGAACGGAGCGAUGGAUCAGGAGGGCAUGGCGCAUGUCUUUGGCAGUAAGCACCUGGGACGUAGGAAUACAUAUUGUUUUCUUGGCUUUUACGGCACCAUCGUCACCACUAUCACCGUCAUCACCACCAUGACCAGCACCGCCCACCAUCUCCAUCACCAAUAUCACCAAUAUCACCAACACGAGCUCACCAACACUACCAACACCAACACCAGUAACGCCGCAGAGCUGCUAAGUCUGGCGGACCUGUGGUGUCUGGACGAGGUCAAGGAGCACGUGCUCACGUCGCUCAGGAAGGGGCUCUGUGCGGGAUUUAGGCGGCCCACUGCCGGCACGUCCGCGGUGGAGGCGGUGCCGCUAGUGGCAGUGCUGGCUCGCCAGGCGCUGGACUAUGGAGUAGGAGACGCCGACGGCGGCCUGCAGCGGCUGUACGACGACUGUACGACAUGGCUGGCAACGUGGACCGCCAGGACCUGGCCCACGCGUACCUUUGCAAAUCUGCAGCGGUUCAUCCAGGAGGAUGUGCUGUCUGCGGCAAAGGCGCGAGUGAACGUGGAAUCUGCGCCUGCCGUACUAUCGGCGUGUCGGCAGCUGUCCGGCGUGCCGUCGGUAGCAUGGGCGCGACGCAUUGAGGAAAUGCGAGGCGAGCUUACGUCAUACACGUUGUCGUACAUUUGGAGCAACUUUUCGGAGAUUUGCGCGCGAGCGGGCCUCCGACAGGACCGAUCCGAGUGCUGGGGCGCGCUGCUGGAGGAGCUCCGAAACCAUGUAGUGGAUCACCCCGAUCCGGAUGCAGCGGUGCGCGUGCUGCCGUGCUGGGCGAGCAUCACGCGGGCGCUGCUGUACGGCGCGCGGCCGGCUGCCGUCGCGCCUCAGUGGGGCAGCGGCCCGCUGGUGGCGGCGGCGGCGGCGGCUGUACGGGGCGGCGCUGGAGCGAGUUGGCUGGGGGAAGACGAGGCGUCGCAGAUGCAGGAUUUGUACGAUAUGAUACGGAACUAUUGUGUACGGCACCUGCCGCUGGUGGCGCGCUGCGCCGCGUUCCGCGCGCUGCCGCCGCCCGAGCAGCAGUCCAUCUUGUUGAUCGCUCAGGAGGGCAUUUGCGCCAGCUCGAGCGCGAGCGCCACAAUGAUCGCAGCGACGGCGGCGGCGGCGACCGCGACCGCGACGCGGAUAUCAGCAAGGCCGUCGGCAACGUCGCGGCGGUCAGCAACGUCGAUCCCGCAAGCGGCAGGAAGCUCGCCCGGCGAGGCGCCUGGCGGCGCCGCUGCGUCCACGGCGGUGGGGCCAUCCAGGCCCCGGAGUCGGUCCGUGGCGUUUGACGUCGCCGGCGGCGCCGGCGGCGAUACGACGCCUCCUGCGGCGCCAAGACCGCUGGCGCGCGAGGCCGUUGAGGUGACGGGGUCGGCGCCGCCGAAGCGCAGGGUGGCCAGUCCUGAAUCGCAGCGACAUGGCGCUGCUGCGUCGGCGACCGCUGUGAUGGCGAGACCAGGUUUGGAUGAAAGCGGCGAAAACCCUGGGUCUCGUACGACAGAUGUCGAAGGCGCGACGCCAGGUGCUGUCGCAGCCGCCGGUGUCAUCGCAGCCGCAGCGGUAGAUCCGGUGACGCUGGCGGGAGGGGCGGCGGAAGGGGCGGAAACUGCUGCACUGGCGGCAGCGGCGGGAGAGGAGGUAGCGGACAGCGGCAGCGGCUGCACAGCCUCAGAAGCAGUACAGCUCCCGACCAAGGUGGCGGGUGCUCAACCUCCGGAGCCAUCAGCAACCGCCACUGCAACCGCUGCUGAUGCAGGGGUUCCGGAGCUGCAGCGGGGUGUACUUGAAGAAGCGGCGCAGGAACUCCUUGGCAUAGGCAGUGGCAGUGACGCUGGCUGUAGCAAGGGCAAUGGCCAUGGCAGUAGCGCAGGCGGAGGCGGAGGCGGUGCUGAGGACGGUACUGAGGAUUCAGAGCCGGAGCAGGCUGACGCGCCACAGGUGGCAGCUGGAGGUGGUGAUGCAGCAGCAGCAGCAGCAGCGGCAACAGCACCGGGAAGAUCGGUAGCAGCUUCCAGCGGAAGAGGAAGUGGUGGUUGUGGUGGUGAGGAGGCGGAGGAGGAGGCAGAGGCGGCAUCACCAGGGUCGGGCGGUGUUGCAGGGCGAUUGGAGAGGUGCGACCAGGUUUCGGAGCAGCAAGAGGGUGAUGGUGAUAAUGAUGAUGUUAACGCGCCGGUGAUCGGUGGGUCAGCGGCGGUGGCGGGGGAGGAGGCGGAAAGGGUGGUGGUAGAAGCCGAGGACGAAGGAAAGGCAAGGCUGACGGCUGGCAUGAUGGAGGCGGAGGUGGAGGCGGGGAUCGGGUCAGCGGUAUUGGGGGCGGUGGCAAAAAGCGCGGCGAUGGAGGCGGCGCCGGCGAAAGAUGCCGCGGCGGAGGCGGAGGGGGCGGCGGAGGCGGAGGGGGCGGAGGCGGAGGGCGCGGCGGAGGCGGAGGCGGAGGGGGCGGGGGCAGGUGGGCGAAGACUGGAUGCGGAUGACGCAACAGCAACAGGGCACUCCUGCUUCGCGGAUAUACCCCCUGAGACCUUAGCGUCCCCGGUACGGCAGGGGGAUGCCGGGAGUACUGCUGAGGCCGUAGCGAGCACCUUGCUGCUACAGCCAACGGAGGCGGUCGCGGUGGCGGCGGCCGUAGCGGAAGCUGAGAAGGCGGUUCCGUCGCGGAGCUGUGGUGUCGACGUCGCCGUCGGAGGCGCCGUCGUCUCUGGCUGUGUCAGCGGCGGCCCUGUGUUGACGUUGCCGCCGCUACUGCCGCUGCGGGAAGGUCCUCCGUCACCAGGGGGCCCGCCUGACGUCGAUAGGCCCGCCGUCCUAACAACACAUAGCAGUGGGGAUCAGGAGGCGGCUGACGGCGGUUACUUCCUUGACGCCGCCGCACUGUACGGAGGAAUGUGUGCACCGCAGCCGCCGACGCCCGUACGACGGGAUGGGGUUGGUCCCGCAGGCUGUCGUCCGACCGUCGUACGGGAUACGGAUAGCGAAGGCGACUCUAGCCGUGGUAGCAGCAGCAGUGCCGACGGCGGCGGCGAGGUCGGUCUUAACGAAGGAACUCCGACCCUCCUGGCGGCGGAGGCGUGCUGUACGGAAGCGAUGGUGUGUCGCUUUAAUGGGAUGGACGGAGACAGUGACGUACAGAUCAGUACGAACGACGACGGCGUGGGCGGUAAUGCGGCUUCCCCCACGGCGGCCCUUGAGUACACCGCUGCCGCCGCCGCCGCCACGGAAGCGGUACGGCGUCCUGCCAGUGCACCCGCUGCUGCUGUGCACGGGAAUUCGCGACAACGUACCGCAGCAUUUGCAGUCGCUACAGGGAAGCCGGCGACGGCAGCGGCGGCGGCAGCCGCCGCCGCCGCCGGGGGAAGUGGCCGCGGCCAUUUGUCCUUGUCGGGAGGCCCCGCCCCCUCCAGCGAUUCAGGGAAACGGAUAUCGGUCAUAUACGCGGAGACGAAGAGCAGUGCCGCUCGGAAUAGCCGUGUGGCGCCGGCGGGCGCGGCGGCAGACCACCUUGCCGUACACGUCAGCCGUACUGGGCCCGGACUGAAACAACCUGACGGAGGACGGAGGCCGAGGGCGCAAACUACGUCCGCAACAGAUCUGGCAGUAGCAACCGCCGCAGCUGCCGUCGCCGCCGCCGCCCCAGCAGCAGCACUCCCAACUCCUCGCGCUGUACGGAACACCAUUGCUGUACCCUGGUGGCCAGCGGCGACAAAGAGCGACCCGGCCGCUGGCACUGCUGCUGCCGCCACGGACACCGGCGGCAGCUGCCGUACUCCAGCGGCGGGGGCGUUGCAACGAGGCGCCCAUGCAGCCGCGGUUGCACACAUUGCCGCGACCGCCGGCACCAGAGCAACAGCGGCAACGGCAGUAGCAACCGCCGGCGGUGCCGGAGGUGAAACCUCCAAAGACGUCAGCGGCCCGAGAACAGGGGGGGUUGCAGACGCAGCAGCGCCUGGCGGCUCUAAUAACACUGCUAGGCAUCAGAAGGCCGCAUGUCGUGGCGCCAUUGAGAAGCUUGACUCUCAGAACUUUGGACUGUUUGCAGUCUCCUUCAGCGCAGUGACCCCCAGCACUGCUUGCCUUGUUAACAUAUCCUGGAAUUGCACGGCGCAUUUGUACGACACGUGCAUGUCUGCCGUAAUGCAUGUCAUGUCGUGCGGAGAGGUGAAGGAGGGAUAG